CCCCCUUCUCUCUCUCUCUCUCUCUCGUUCUCGUUCUUGCGGUCUUCCCCUGGCCAGCCACCGGAGCUGAUCAACGGCGAGUGAGUCUCUCUUCCCAUAUCUUGAACAAACAGUCACAAGCUUUUCCGGGCACUGCGUGUUUUCGUUGGGAAAGUUGUGGGGUUGGUGGAUUGGUUACGGACUUCAAUUGCCACUUAUAGUUGUGGAAUAGCCGUUCUUUCCCUGUCGAACUGGGAAUUUUGGGGUUGAACAGGAUGUUGAAGCAUACCCUUGGCAAGGCAUUGAACAGGAGUUUUGUAGUUCGUGAUGCCAACAACAGCCAUCCAUGCUUAUACGCGCUUGCAAACAGUUUCCAUAGCGGACAGCCCCACUUAGCGCCGAGAAGCUUCUUUGGGGUGGAAGAUUUCCUGGACGAUGAUAACAGCAAGCCCUACACCUACCAAAGGGGCAAGAAGUCCAAAAACCCGACUAAGCAUGUUUCCUUCAAGCAGCGCACCAUAGCCUACAUGGAGCCAUUCACCCUUGAUGUUUUCAUCUCGAAGCGGUUCGUCUCAGCCUCACUCACUCAUAGAGUGACAAGUAAGCAGGUUGCUGUUGCAGGGACCAACUCUAAGGACAUUAAAGCCGUUCUCAAGUCCCGAUCUGAUAUUCCUGCUUGUGUAGCAGUUGGCCAAAUCCUAGCUGAGAGGGCAAGGGAGGCUGAUGUAUAUACAGCCACUUACACUCCAAGGGAGCGGGAUAAGUUUGAAGGGAAGAUCAGGGCAGUUGUUCAGUCUCUUAUUGAUAAUGGUAUAGAUGUCAAAGUUUAUCUCGACUGAAUUGCUCAUGUUUUUUAUCGGAAUAACUUUAUCGUGUUGAUGGCUGGAGCCAAAAUAUAAGUCGUACUUGGAAAUAUACUAUGGAAUCGUUUCAGUGUGUUGUAGAUUUCUUGUGUUGGUUUAUAUUCUGAAAGUCUCGCUUCUCGUUAA
This is a messenger RNA of Punica granatum (pomegranate), 968 nucleotides long. The record is from RefSeq and is a predicted model, not a curated record. Lineage: Eukaryota; Viridiplantae; Streptophyta; Magnoliopsida; Myrtales; Lythraceae.